AUGGAGCGUGGUUUAUGGGGUUUCACUCAAGAAGGCCAAGAAAGUCCUCUUGCAGCUGAUGCGUCUGCAACUGUGAAGAGUGCUUUUCGCCUUCGAUCCGACAAAGCUUAUUCGCUUAUUGCUUUGAACGUGGAGAAAGAUUUCCAAGUUCACAUAACGUCAACAACAGAUCCACUCGCCGCGUGGAAAAUUUUGCAGAAGCAAUUCGAAUUUGUGUCAGUCACUCAGAUUGUUCGUUUUAAUCGCAAGUUUUACGCAGCAAGUAUGAAGGAAGGCGCAGACUUGAUGCAACAUUUUACUCACAUGACUUCCCUAGCGGAACAAUUGCGAGAAAAGAAUGAAGAAAUCUCGUCGAAGAAAUUUGCUACGGUCGUGUUAGGAAGUUUACCCGACUCGUAUGAUAAUUUCCUGACAAGUUUAAACGCUAGAAGUGCCAAUGAUCUCGACUGGGAAAAUGUUAAAGGAUUAUUGAUUGAAGAGUAUAUGAAGCGUUCUUAG
This is a messenger RNA of Pocillopora damicornis (cauliflower coral), 498 nucleotides long. RefSeq lists its product as uncharacterized. The record is from RefSeq and is a predicted model, not a curated record. Lineage: Eukaryota; Metazoa; Cnidaria; Anthozoa; Scleractinia; Pocilloporidae.